Molecule: messenger RNA, 4410 nt
Organism: Mytilus trossulus (common blue mussel)
Lineage: Eukaryota; Metazoa; Mollusca; Bivalvia; Mytilida; Mytilidae
Product: protein turtle homolog A-like
Exons: 17
Coding region: 141-4310 (1389 amino acids)
Biological process (GO): homophilic cell-cell adhesion; axon guidance; dendrite self-avoidance
Cellular component (GO): plasma membrane; axon
Molecular function (GO): cell-cell adhesion mediator activity
Source: RefSeq, a predicted model, not a curated record
GUUUGAUUGGAAAUGUAUCGAACAUUGAAGAGUACUUUAACUUGUGUGAAUUCGAUCAUUCCCACAUAUGUUUUAUUGGAAAACUUUCAUGUUUGAAAGUGUCAUAUGGAGUUUUUCUGUCAUUUAACGAAACAGAUGCAAUGGUUUUUGGAACAACAUGUUUAUUUCUGGUAAUUUCAGUUUUUGUGCACUCUUGGAAAAGACCGGCAAAUGAAGUGUUGUUUUACCCAUGGUUAUUGUUAAUUAUCGAGAUAUCAUUGAUCAAAGAGCCAGGAAUCAAAGCAGCAGAAACUUCAAAGUCAUCUAAUCAAGGCGGUACUGUGAUAUUGAAUUGUGAAUUGAAAUUUCCAGACAAUAAACCUGUUGAUACCAUUAUACAGUGGAAGAAAAGCAAUCUUAAGACCCCUGUGUUUCUUAGAUAUAGUAACUAUGAUGCUAAUAUACAUGAAGACUUUGUAGGUAGAAUAGAACUGGUUCAGGGCGCUUCGCUAAAAAUAACAAGAAUACAGGCUAAAGACGAGGGAUGGUACGAGUGUACUAUUGACUUUAUUAAUGGAAUUGGUGAUACCAAGAAGAAUGGUACCUGGGUAUAUCUUAAUGUUAAUACACCUCCAAAAAUCUUAGAUAGUACACCAAGUAAAUACAAACAGCAGCAGGGAAAAACCAUAACAUUAUAUUGUAAAGUUUCUGGUACCCCAGAACCAACUGGUUUCUGGCUGAAGGACAAUAGAGAAGUACGGUCAUCGUCUCGUGUCACCAUCUCAUCUGAUAAUACAGAAGUAGAGAUCAGAGAUCUACAGAGAUCUGAUGGAGGAACUUAUACUUGUAAAUUCUCAAACACAAUCGGUAGCAUAUCACAAAGGAUAGAUUUGAUAGUAGAAGGUGCAGCAUACAUUUUAAGCCCACCGUCCAAUACAACUGCCGUAGAAGGACAAAGGGUCACAUUACAUUGUGGAGCUGAUGCCUUCCCUAACAACAUCACGUACCGCUGGUACUUCAAUGAUCGUAAUGUCAACACAUACCUCGGCUACGGCCAGAGAAUUUAUAUUCAACCAGACGGUACUCUCGUUUUGUCUUCGGUCAACAAAGAUGAUAUGGGAUGGUACAUUUGUAGACCAAGUAAUGGAGUUGGUCAAGACCCAGAGGCCUCCGCCUUUUUAAAUGUUACAUAUCUUCCAAAAAUUUUAAGUAUGCCCAGUAGAUUAAUUUGGGCAUUAGGAUUUACUGAGAGAUUAGAUUGCUUAGUGGAUGCUAACCCACCUGUGUCAGAAAUUAUAUGGAUAAAGGAUAGAUUUAUAGUACAGUUCGGCCAGGGUUCUACCACACAGCUGGCCAAUGGCUCCUUGUUGAUAUAUAAUGUAAAGAAAAGUGACGAAGGCAGCUAUAGUUGUACUCCUGUUAGUUCUGUAGGAAAUGGUCCAUCAUCCCCUCUCGUGCAAGUUAUAGUUAGAGACCCUCCAAAAUUUACAUACCGACCAGAGGCAAGAUAUAUUCGGAAGCCUAAUGACAGUGUUGUGAUGCCAUGCGGUGCCUCCGGAGUACCGCCUCCACUUAUUACAUGGCGAAAAGUUUCGGGUGUGUUAGACUUCGGAGGGCGAGUGACUAGACUUGGUGGUAAUUUAACGAUAGUCCACAUAGAGAAACAAGACCAUGGACUAUAUGAAUGUGAAGCAAGUAAUGAUUUCACCAGAAUAGUUACAACUACUCAGCUUAUUAUAGAAAGUACCACACCCCAUGCCCCAUACAAUGUUACCGUUAUUACAAGCUGGUUUGAUGCCUAUGUUACAUGGAUUCCUGCUUACAAUGGUGGCAGUACACAAAGUUUUGUUAUAUGGUACAGAAGUGUAAACGGAGAGGUCAGCCAGUGGGUCACAAUGAGGAUAGAGAAUGCGACCAAUCUGAAGGUGUUUAGAUUAGAACCUGACACAUUGUACGAGUUUAAAGUCCUCUCAAGAAAUGCCUACGGUGACGGGAACUUUAGUGAAGUUAAACUUGCCAGAACUCUAGGAAAUAGAACACAAACAUCAAGAAGACAUGAAAUUGGAGAAGCUGAUAGCUAUCCCACAGCUCUUCCUACUUUACCUUCAGGUCAUACUUACAUUCCAAUUAUAACCAGACCUCUUGGUGAAAGACCACCCUCUCCAAGAAACACAACAGCUUUUUUUGAAAAUGGUGGAAUAAGAAUUACAUGGUUGGCGCCAAUUGCAAACAAUAAAACACCAAUACUUUAUUACGUCAUAGAACAAACAACAAGUAAUAAUUGGAAGCCAUUGGAUAAUCAAGUGAUAGCGCCAUCUACUUCCUCUUUCAUCAAAGAUGGGAUAAUACCUUCGACAACCUAUCGAUUUAGAGUCUAUGCAUAUAGUUCAGUUUCGUAUAGCUUACCUGGGAAUGAGGCUGUUAUUGUAACACCUGCAGACUUACAUAAGCCAGCAACAGUGACUGCAGAUUAUAGCGAGGAGUCGAAAGGACUUUUUCUGUCGGAGGCAGAAAUCGGUGGCAUUGUCGGUGGUCUAUUGUUUCUAUUGGUUGCUGUAUUACUUGCCAUCAUUGGUAUUAUCUGUAGUAGGAAGAAAGAUAGAUCAAGGCCAGAUAAAUAUGGUAAUGUUAAGUAUAUGGGAACAUCGGAAGAAAUGGAAAGAACAACAGUUCCACACAGAAUGGAAGAUUCGUCAAAAUGGAGCCGUUCAUUCUCGGAUAGCAGAGCAGACGCUAUAAGAGGUUUUGCAGGUAGUGGUGUGUUUAUAGUACCUGAUGCUAACAGACAACUUUAUAGAAAGGAAGAUUUACAACAUGAUAAUUAUUUGUGGGAUGGAUUAAAUCCAAGCUCUAAUACAUUUGAUACAGACCAGAGCUAUUCAAGACAUAACCGCUCACGUGAUAGUUAUAAACGAUAUGAUAAUGUUGACUCUUUUGAAAGUGGAUGGUAUCCUGAAAGUCAAAGGGACAGGAGUUAUCCUGAUAGUCAAGGUCAUUCAUUAACUAGGCCUAGAUCAAUAAAGUCACCUUAUACAAGCCAUGGAUUUCCUGAUCCCGUUGAGGAUUUUAUGUCUAAAAGACCUUCUUCGGAUAGACGGAAAGACAUAGGUGACUCUGAUUCUGAUGAUAAUGGAUUUUUACCUUUGCGUCCACCACUACCUUUUGGGUAUGAUCCAACACCUGUAAAUAGAUUUCCAUCUUACGGGGACAAAAGUUAUGAUCGAUCAUACUCAAGGGACCAACCAUCAUAUAUUGACAAUGAUGAUGAUGUUUUUUCACCUCACAUUCCACAUGUACAAAAAUCAGGAUUUCCUCGCCAUAGUUCCAUGAAGCCAUCUUCUACGCAGACAUAUCUGACAGAUGAUCCGAUCAGUUUCACAACUCCAUACAAUGACAUUAGUUCUGUUCAUCCAUCACCAGAACAUACAUAUCAAAACAUUCCAUUUCAACGUCCAUGGCAUUCAUUUCCUACGUAUUAUUCAAAUGACAGAGAUAUACCAAAGAUUGAUAAUCCUCGCCUAAGUCAUUCAUUAGGUUAUAAUCCGCCAAAACAAGUAGCAAGAGUACAACCCAAUAACACAUCACCAAAAACAUAUACUCGUGACCAUCUACAAGGUACUGUAGACAAACUUAGACGUGGCCCUAGGCAUCGUAAAUCUAGAUCAGCAAGUAGAAAUUCUGCUCCUGAAUUUGACCGUUCUGAUGGUUAUCCUGUAGGUCGUAGAGGUCAUUCGUCUGACAGUGAGGCUGGGAGGGGUAGGGACUUUGAUAGACAUGGUAGGCCAUAUAGUUAUGAUAGUGAUCCGUCGUCGUAUAUUCCCAGAGGCAGCUUACGUGGAAGGUAUUUACCAGAUUCACGUUCAUUCCGAGACGAUCCUACCCCUGACUCACUGAGCAGUGGUAUAGGGAGUAAAAAUACCUCACAGGCCACAGGGUCAACUUCAGGUUCACGAGUUCCAAGGCCAAGCCUUUCAUACAGUUCACUUUUAACACCACAAGAUAAUGAUUUCAGUCAAGAUUCACCAUUUCAUGAUCAAAGCUUACAUAGGGACACAUCGGCAGAUGAAAAUUAUGAAUUUGAUACUCCAGAUCUCGAUACAAUACUUGCGUACCCUGCUUCAUCAGGAGGGGACGAAUUGUUAAGUGCAAUAGAAAGUGGACUUAGUACAUCAGACUUUUAUAAUGAUCUCUAUCCAAAACCAUCAAAACAAAGCAAAUAUGAGAACUCGGAACAGAGGUUUGAAAAACUUCGUCAAGAAUAUCAUCAGUUUCAACGUCAACAACAUGAAAUGUCUCACCACCAUCAUUUUAUAGAUAGUGAAAUGCUUUGACCUUGGUCAAUGAACUUAAAUUUAAGUCAUAACCUAAGUUACAACUUUUUUUACUUCAUUAGAAACAAUUUCGAACCUUUUUUAAUGUACUUCAACUAAA